Messenger RNA from Prorocentrum cordatum, 1992 nucleotides. The record is from the annotation of a GenBank genome assembly. NCBI's taxonomy places the organism in Eukaryota, Dinophyceae, Prorocentrales, Prorocentraceae.
GACUUGACAAAUGAGAUUCGGAUGUCCUUGCUCAGGGAGCGCUUCGCCUUGAAGACUUCCGCUUGCAAGGGCGAGGAGGAGGCUGCGACGAUGCUCGGCGGUUUGCAGCGCAAGUUCUGCGCCCUUGGACUGACGGCCGCAUUGACCUCCAAGACGCUGCACAAUUGCGUGGACACCAUUGAGCGGUUUGUGAAGAAUGCCAUCUCACAGGCGGAUGUCGAUCAGACGGAGUGGGACAAGGACGUGUUGCUCGAGCUCCGGGUCUCGUUGAUGUUCGCGCGGCCCCCUGUUGGGGUUCUGCAGGCAUGGGGGCCUCCAUUGCUCCGCCAGGCCUUGAUGAUGAAGGAUUCGCUGGAUAUGCUUCCGUCGCUCUUCUCGAAGUUCCCAGUGCACGGCCAGGGCAUGAUCGCCGUCUUGGAGACCAGAUUGCAACUCUUCGAGGGCAUCGAGGCGUGGUCGCGCCAGAUGCAACAGACGGCCCUCGCCUGGAAGCAGAUAGCUGAGGCGAGUGAGACAUGGGCCAUCGCGGCAGAUCCGCCCCUCGUGCAGAAUUCUAUCGCGUCGAUUGCUGACCUGUACAAGGACUUCCACAAGGCCAGCCUGGAUGACAAGGCCUUCCUCGGGCGUGCCUGCCCAGGCGCAGCCGCAACCUUGCACGCGCAUGAGGCGGGCGCGAUCAAGACAUGCGUGCGCGUCCUCCUGCCCAUGCGGGUCACAGCCAUGGAAGCCGCGUUCUCCGCCAGGCAGUGCAGCGAGAGCGAGUCAAAGAUGAUGUCCUCCUGCAAGGCGUCGUCGGUGCAUGGGUCAUCGCCGCCAGAGGCGGCCGCUCUCCGCGGCGACGCCGAGCUUCUCAUCAUCAUGCAGCAGUGGUCCUCGCAUUGGGAAUCCGACCUUCGUUUGGCCAUCGCCGGCGAGUGCAAGCAGCUGGGCGUCGAGCGCGCCCGGGAGCUCGCAGACCUCGCGGCGAACUUGAAGGGCAUCUUCGAGAAGUUGGCGGACUUGGCCCCCGUGGACGGCGACCCCGCGGACUGCGUGGAGCUCUUCGCUGGCGUGUCCCGCGUGAUCACUGGCGCGCUGACCCCAGCCUUGCAGGCGCACUUCGCGUCCGCAGUCGAGAAGCCCCUCGCAGAGGCGAUCGCUUUCUACGCGGCGGUGGACAAGAUGUUUGCGGACAUGAAGCGCAAGGGCACGAAGUUGGACGAUGAUUCGUUCGAGCUGGCAAAGCACGUCGCCGCGUUCGAGAACAAGGAGGACUGCUUCAAUGCGAUCGAGAGUGUCGCAGUGGAUGCCAUUUCGAAGGAGCGUGUCCUGUUGCUGCGCAAGCUCACGUCGGUCGGCUUCAACGUCUCGCGGGUCAUAUCUCUCAUCGGAGAUGAUGGCGCGAUUCCGCUUGGGGGCGAAGGCUUGGCCAUGUCUGCGGGUCGCCUGGUCACCAGCCUGGGGGCCUACCGCACUUGGACAACUCAUUUCACUGGGUCUCUGGACGCGCUGGCGACUGGAGAACUCACCGCCGAGAUGGCCCUACGUGCGAAGGACCACGUCGGCGCGGCGGAGGAGUUCGUGGCGUUCUUCACGAAGGGGUGCACCAGGCAGCUGAAGAACUUGACCGAACAGGCCGAGGACGCCGCGCCCGCCGACGCUCUCUUCGAGGACCGGAGGUUGCUUGUCGACAAGGGCCUUCAGAAGGCGCUGAAGGCUUCCGUGAAGAAGCUCUCGGACACCAAGGUGUUGGCGAAGGUCACAGAGGCGAUCGACCAGAUCAAGUCCAUGGAUGACAACGGGAUGCAGGUGAAGCCGUCGGUGAAGGCGUCGCUGGCCCAGGCGAGGCGCAUGGCCAAGCUGGCGGUCGGCGUUGCCUGGGCCGUGGAGGCCAUCAGCGGCUUCGCGCCGAAGGAGCCAGGCGACAUGGCACAGCAUGCGGAGUUGGUCAGGAAGAAGCUCGCUGAGAAGAGCUUCGCGUGCCACGACGACUCGAGCAAGGCUGCGAAGAAG